Messenger RNA from Candidozyma haemuli, 3300 nucleotides. It is a transcript of the gene AMS1, whose product is annotated as alpha-mannosidase. Gene Ontology annotation, molecular function: carbohydrate binding; alpha-mannosidase activity. The transcript has a single exon. The coding region runs from base 1 to 3300 and encodes 1099 amino acids. Gene Ontology annotation, biological process: oligosaccharide catabolic process; mannose metabolic process. The record is from RefSeq and is a predicted model, not a curated record. Gene Ontology annotation, cellular component: fungal-type vacuole membrane. Lineage: Eukaryota; Fungi; Ascomycota; Pichiomycetes; Serinales; Metschnikowiaceae.
AUGGGCUACGACCGGUACAACCACCAGCCUACGCUCAAGCCAAUUGACCAUCUUUAUGAGAGCAGGUUAAGGCAAUUCACUGACCAGGGCGGCCAGUAUCCGCACCUUAACUUACCCAAGUUCUAUGACCACGAGAGAGUGGACUCCAACAGCGAGGCUAUCUCUUUGAAGGUCUGGAGAACUCCUGGCGAUAGUGGACCUGGCAAUACUGAAAGACCGCUUUUCCGUGAUAUCAAUUUCGAUAAGGUUGAGUGGGAGGAUGCCAAAAAGGGUGACUCCUUUGGUCCUUCUUGGAGAACCUUCUGGUUCAAGAUCGAGUGGGAGAUUCCUGACCAUUGGCUUAAGAACAAGGAUGUGGAGGAAAUUGACUUCCACUGGGAUUCUGGCAAUGAAGGUCUUAUCUAUGACAAGAAAGGUACCCCAUUGCAGGCCUUCACUGGUGGUGACAGAACCCUCUUUAAGCUUCCUAAGCAGUAUAAGAAGUCUGGCAAGCAGGUUUUCUACUUAGAAAUGGCCUGUAACGGUAUGUUCGGUACUGGUGACCAGGGACAUCCUGAUCCAAACGUGUACUACACUUUGAAAAACUGUGAUUUGGUUUGGCCAGACUUGAAUGCUCGUAAGUUGUACUGGGAUUUCUGGAUCUUGGGCGAUGCUGCUAGAGAAUUGCCUAGCGGAAGAGAUAAGUACCAGGCUGCUCUGAUUGCCAACAACAUUAUGGACACCUUUGACCCAGACAACAGGGACUCUAUUUUGAAGUGCAGAGAGCUUGCAGCUGAGUUCUUGGGCUCUGACAUUGACUCUCAUUCUGUCUUCAAGAAGAACCCAUUGAAGAAAAUUGACGUGUUUGGCGUGGGUAACUGUCACAUUGACACUGCUUGGUUGUGGCCAUUUGCUGAAACCAGAAGAAAGAUCGUUCGUUCUUGGACUACUCAAUUGAAGAUCGCCGAUGAGUACCCAGAGUACGUUUUCGUUGCUUCCCAAAUGCAGCAGUUCAAGUGGUUGAAGCAAGACCAUCCAGAGAUUUUGAAGAAGAUCAAGGACAAGUUUGCCAAAAAGCAGUUCUUGCCAAUUGGUGGUACUUGGGUCGAGAACGAUACCAACUUGCCCAGUGGUGAGUCUUUGAUUAGACAAUUCUUGUUGGGUCAGAGAGCUAUGCUCGAAGAAUUUGGCGAGAAGUCAGAGGUCUUCUGGUUGCCAGACACUUUUGGUUACUCCUCCCAGAUUCCUCAGAUCUGUCAGAUUGUUGGAAUUGAGAAGUUCUUGACCCAGAAGCUUUCUUGGAACAAUAUCAACCAGUUCCCAUUGUCCACCUUCAACUGGAAGGCUAUUGAUGGUUCUCAGAUUCUCGUCCACAUGCCUCCAGCCAACACUUAUACCGCUGCCGCUCACUUUGGUGAUGUUGUUAGAUCGCAGACCCAGCACCACAACUUGAGAGACGUGCCAACUGGUCUUUUGCUUUACGGCUUCGGUGACGGUGGUGGAGGUCCAACCGAAGAAAUGUUGGAGAAGUUGAGAAGAUGCAGAGGUGUCUCCAACACGACCGCUGCCAUUCCUUCCGUCCAGCUUGGUAACACUGUUGAGGAUUUCUACGAUGACGUCUUGAAGAAAUCUGACGAGGGAAGAACCCUUCCAACUUGGGCUGGUGAGCUUUACUUGGAGUUCCACAGAGGUACUUACACCACCCAAGCUGACAUCAAGAAGUGGGUCAGACAUGCUGAAAUUAAGCUCCACGAUUUGGAAUAUCUUGCUUCGUACUUAUCUGUCAGCACUAAGGAUUACAAAUACCCAGCUAAGGAGCUUCAGGAAAUCUGGGAAGAUGUUGCCUUGACCCAAUUCCACGAUGUCAUUCCAGGUUCGUGUAUUGGAAUGGUUUACUACGAAGAAGUCAAGCCCAUGCUCAAGAAGCGUUUGAAGGAGUUGGACAACUUGCUUAAGAAGGCUUUGCAGCAUGCUGGUCAUGAGAAUGCCGAAAAGGUGGUCGCCAUCAACACUUUGCCAUGGCACAGAAUUGAAUUGGUUGAGAUCCCUAACGAGGAGAUUUCCAGCCUUGCUGUUGAUGUCGUUCGUUGCAAGAACGGUAGCUCCACUGUGCUUGGUCUCAGCACUAUUGAUAACACCUUCAUUCGUGAAAGUGAUCUCAAGUAUCCUUCUUCUAUCGAGAAGGUGAAGGACCACUUUGUGUUGAGUAACAAAUUGCUUGAGGCUAAGAUUACUCCUAAUGGUACUAUCACCUCCGUCAAGGACUUGACUAGUGGACGUGAGAUCAUUGAUACCGCCAAGACUAAGGCUUCUUCUGGUUUCGGUAACCAGUUGGUUCUCUUUGACGAUGAGCCAUUGAACUUCCCUGCUUGGGAUACUGAGGUCUAUUCUCUUAACAAGUUCAAGUUCAUCGAUAACGGUGAGGUUGUCUCUUCUUCCAGCCACCCAUUGGAGUCCAAGUUGGUUGUCAAGCACAAGAUUUCGUCUGAGUCUUACAUUGAGACUACCAUCUCUCUCCUGGGUAUCACUGACAACAAGGAUAUCUCGCAGAACAACUACCUUAAGUUCACUUCUCACGUUGAGUGGCACGAGUCUAACAAGUUCUUGAAGGUGCAAUUCCCAACUACUUUGCAGACUGCCCAACAUGCUCUGUACGAGACUCAGUUCGGUAUUACCCAAAGACCAACUCACUACAACACCACUUGGGACGCUGCCAAGUUCGAGGUGUGCCACCACAAGUUUAUGGACUUGUCUGAGCACAACUACGGUGUUUCGAUCUUCAACGAUUCCAAGUAUGGUGCUGCCAUUCACGGUAACUUGUUGAGAUUGUCGCUCCUUCGUUCUGCUAAGGCUCCAGAUGACAAGGCUGACAUGGGCACACACGACUUCUCUUACGCCUUGUAUCCUCACAAGGGUUACUUGGGCACUGAUGUUGUCAAGUUGGCUCAGAACUUCAACUACAAGCUUUUGUACACCCACGGUGACCCUGAAGAGAUUGAAUUGUUCUCCAAGGCAUUCACUUUGAAUGGUGAUCCUUCCUUGGUCUUGUCCAACGUCAAGAGAGCUGAAGAUGACGAGGAUAUCAGCACUGCUGAGAACAUUCCUAAGCAGAACAAGGGCCAGCAGUCUAUUAUCUUGCGUGUCUACGAGUCGUUGGGUGGCCUGUCUCAAGGUAAGCUUGAGUUUGGUUUGUCUGUGGACAAGGUCUACAGGACCAACGCCUUGGAGGAAGUUGAAAAGGAGCUCGAGUUGCAGGACAACUCUGUGGACAUCUCCUUGAGAGGUUUCGAGAUUGCCACUUACAAGGUUGUGCUUAAGUGA